This is a messenger RNA of Colletotrichum graminicola M1.001, 1086 nucleotides long. RefSeq names its product D-isomer specific 2-hydroxyacid dehydrogenase. The transcript is spliced from 2 exons. Gene Ontology annotation, molecular function: NAD binding; oxidoreductase activity, acting on the CH-OH group of donors, NAD or NADP as acceptor. Lineage: Eukaryota; Fungi; Ascomycota; Sordariomycetes; Glomerellales; Glomerellaceae. The coding region runs from base 1 to 1086 and encodes 361 amino acids. The record is from RefSeq and is a predicted model, not a curated record.
AUGGUCCAAGUCACUCAGCUUAAGAUCGCCGUUCUGGAUGAUUACCAGGGCAUCUCGGAACCCCGGUUCAGCAAGCUGGACAAGUCGCUCUUCGAUGUAACCUUCUUCAAGGACACCUUACUGCCCUACAACCACCCCGGAACCCCUGAGCAUGUCAGGGAUGCCUUGGUCUCGAGGCUAGAGCCUUUCGACGUAAUCUGUACUAUGAGGGAACGUACCCCAUUCCCCAAAGAACUCAUCGCGAGGCUGCCCAAUCUCAAACUUCUUCUCACAACUGGCUUGCGUAACAACAGCCUCGACCUCCCCACCUUCAAGGAGCGCGGCAUCCCCGUCGCUGGCACUGCGGAAAGGUCCACUGGUAAACAGGCUGGCACAAACAGCACGACUGAGCACUGUGUCACACUCAUCCUCUCUCUGGCGCGGAACAUCGCCCGUGAUGACCUGGCCGUCAAGUCGGGCCUGUGGCAGACCGAACCCGCCACCGGCCUAACAGCCAAGACACUCGGCGUCGUGGGGCUGGGGCGUCUCGGUGUCUCGACGGCCAAGAUCAUGCACUUGGCAUUUGGCAUGAAAAUCAUUGCCUGGAGCCCGAACCUGACGCAGGAAGCUGCCGAUGAGAAGGCAGCGGCUGAGGGCUUGCCCGUCGAGGGGCCUGAUGGGGAGAAGACCUUCAAGGUCGUCAGUCGACACCAGCUUUUCAGUAUUGCCGACGUCCUCAGUGUUCACCUGGUGCUCUCCGACCGCUCUCGGGGGCUCAUCGGCGCCGAAGACCUUUUCAGGAUGAAGAAGUCUGCGUUUUUCGUCAACACGUCUCGUGGGCCGAUUGUAGUCGAGAAGGACCUGUUGGAUGUGCUGAAGAGAGGUGGCAUUCGGGGCUGUGCUCUGGAUGUCUUCGACCUCGAGCCGCUGCCAUUGGACAGCGAGUGGCGUACGGUGAACUGGGGACAAGACGGGCGCAGCAGAGUACUGCUAACGCCUCACAUGGGGUAUGUUGAGGAGAAGGCGUUGAGUGAGUGGUAUGAGCAGCAAGUAGACAACAUCAAGAGAUGGCAGUUGGGGGAUGUUCUCGCCAAUGUACUGGCGUAG